This is a messenger RNA of Macrosteles quadrilineatus (aster leafhopper), 3185 nucleotides long. RefSeq names its product carnitine O-palmitoyltransferase 2, mitochondrial (gene CPT2). Gene Ontology annotation, molecular function: carnitine O-palmitoyltransferase activity. Lineage: Eukaryota; Metazoa; Arthropoda; Insecta; Hemiptera; Cicadellidae. Gene Ontology annotation, biological process: fatty acid beta-oxidation. The transcript is spliced from 13 exons. Bases 166 to 2193 code for a protein of 675 amino acids. The record is from RefSeq and is a predicted model, not a curated record. Gene Ontology annotation, cellular component: mitochondrion.
UUCUUGAGCUGUCACUUCUAUUAUUCUGUCAUUCAUUAUGACUUGUCAAAUCCAUCAGAUUUGUCUUUAAAUUCUUUGUCCGAGUCGUGUUUAAGUUAAUAUUUUUGCUGUAACUUAUUGGAUUUAAUAUAAUUGCAUUGUUUCUAGUUGAAUUAAAACUAGAGAAUGGGAGUAGCGAUAAGCACAAGUGGAGAAUAUAGAAAACUUCAUCACAUCAGUAAUUUAAAUCGUGCAAAGAAGUUUACUCCUAUACAUGCAAGGAAGGGAGAAGUUAGAUUACUUAUUUCAAGAUGUAAGAGUGUUUCUGUUUCAGACCCAUCCUUAGGUGAAGACUACCAGCAUUUCAAAAAGAGCCUGAUUCCUACAUUCCACUUUCAAAACUCCCUACCUCGUCUUCCUAUUCCUGAGCUAGAGAAGACAGGUGAAAGAUACCUCAGAUCUCAGCAGCCUCUGCUUUCUGAUGAGCAAUACAGUAAAACUAAAUCAUACGUGGAAAAGUUUGUAAAAAGUGAUGGCAUUCAAUGUCAGAAAACCCUUAUUGCAGAGGACAAGGCUAAUAAGCAUACAAGCUAUAUCACCAAACCUUGGUUUGACAUGUACUUGACAGAUCGAACUCCACUUCCUAUCAACUACAAUCCUUUUUUGGUGUUUGCUAACCAUCCGAAAUCAGAGUUCAACUCGCAAGUCAUCAAAUCAGCAAAUCUGAUCAUAUCAUCUCUAAGGUUCUACAACUCUUUGCGAGCAGAAAUACUCGAACCAGAAGUCUACCAUUUGAAGCCCAAGAAUAAUACUCCAUUUUUCAAAAAGUUCACUGCAGCUCUUCCAAGAUCCAUUAGUUGGUAUGGAGCUUACCUUUUCAAGGCUUUUCCCCUGGACAUGUCACAAUACAACACUCUGUUCAAUACCACCAGAGUACCCUUGUUCCAACAGAAAGACCGCAUCAAACAUGUUGAUGGAAAACGUCAUCUUUUGGUGAUGAAGGGAGGUCACUUCUACUCCGUUGAUGUGCUUAGUGAGAAUGGAGACAUUGUAGCUCCAGAUGUGAUAUUGGGUGCCAUACAGAAGAUUUUGUCCUCUACCGAGACAGCUGCAUCUUAUCCAGUAGGAGUGUUGACUACCGAGAACCGAGAUGUUUGGGCGACUGCUAGAUCUCACCUGGAGAGCAUUGGCAACACUGAGGUGUUGGAGCUCAUUGACACGGCUCUCUUCAACCUUGUCCUAGACGAUGUUACUCUUGGCCCAGACCCUGUAAGCAUGACAAGGGCUUUUCUGCAUGGGGAUGGAACAAACAGAUGGUUUGACAAGUCUUUCUCCUUAAUGGUGACCAAAGACGGGACAGCUAGUGUCAACUUUGAACACUCGUGGGGUGAUGGCGUCGCAGUGCUGAGGUAUUUCAAUGAUAUCCACACUGAUAUGCUGAAACACUCUUACGUUCAUCCAGACUUGACACCAAGACAAGAUCCUCCUGUACGCAAACUAGAAUUCAAUCUUGACGAGAAGGCUAGAGAGAUGAUAAGGAACGCUCAGGAAAAAUACGACAAGACUUGUAAAUCCUUGGAGGUCCGAGCAAUGGAUUAUCGCAAGUACGGCAGGCAAAUGUGCAACUCUGUGAAAAUGAGUCCAGACGCUCUAAUGCAGCUUGCUUUCCAGAUUGCCUAUUAUCAGAUAGCAGGUACUCACGUCACCACGUACGAGUCUUGCAGUACAGCAGCAUUCAAACACGGCCGCACUGAGGCCGUUAGACCUUGCACCAUCGAAACCCAGAAAGUCUGCAAAGCUCUAAGUAAAGCUUCACCUCCUAGUAAGAAAGAGCUCCAGGAAAUGCUGUACAAGUGUUCCAAAGUUCACUCAAACAACAUUAAAGAAGCUGCUAUGGGACAAGGGUUUGACAGGCAUCUGUAUGCUCUGAGACUAAAGGCAGAUUCGCUAGGUCUGAAGCCUGAACUGUUUUCUGAUCCUGCUUACGCUGCAAUGAACCAUAACAUCAUGUCCACCUCCACACUGGCUUCUGAAAAUCUUCAAAUGGGAGCCUUUGGUCCUGUUGUACACAAUGGCUAUGGGAUCAGUUAUUCAUUGUGGAGUGACCGCCUAGGCAGCAUAGUGACCAACUACGAGGGUCAGGCUGAUGGAGCAGGCUUCAUCUACGCCCUGGAGAAGGCCCUAGACCAGCUACAAAACAUCCUCAAGUCUUAAUAGUAUAUUUCAUCACUAGGGCAUAAAUUGACUCUUUUCGACACAAGCUCAACUCAUUGUACAAUCUCUGUGCUCUGCAAGUUUUAUGAAGAAAGCCAUGUAACAUUAGUGGAAACAUCAUGUUAAUGGUCAUGCGAGUCACAUUAACAAUAUUCACUAUACUCGUGAAGGCAUUCAAGUACAUUUCACUAAUUUCAGUACCUUUUGAUUUUUGUAGAUUUUUAUUUUGACUUAAUAAUUUGGUUUUAGACUUUGGUAUGAUAAAAGUUAAUACAAGAGUAAAAAAGUAUGAAAAAAGUAAGGGAAUAUUUUGUAGAUGUACUUUGGAUGGCUAGUGUCACUAAAAAACUGCUAUUUGAAUCAAAUGGUAGAUAAAUACUCUUUAGUUUACGGUGAACAUAGAACGGAGUAUAGGUCAAUGCUAAAGUCUGAAAAUGAGCAAAGGUCGAUAAGUAAUUAUGGUCAAUGUGAUGAACUAUUUUUUUAUACAUUAUUAUUAUUUCACCCAAUUAAUCCACAAAACAGAAUUUUUGUAUGUAUGUUGUUUACCUUUAUGAAUUAGCUCCCAAAAUGGUUUACAUUAAGUUUUUCCAUCAAGUACAAACAUAUGUUUCUGUUUAACACGUUUGCUGCGGCAUGUCUCCGAUGGGAGACAUCAGCUACCCCGCCUGGGUGCACAUGCCUCCGAUCGGAGACAUUGUAAUGCGGUUAUAUUUUGUCUAGCUAUUGAUAACGAAGUAUCAUAAAAUGGGAUUGUAUUAUUUGAGUUACCUUAUGUUGACCCAUCAGAUAAUAAACUAUUUACUGGUUUACUUAUUGAUUUAAUGCAAUUUUUUUGUAUAAAAUUUAGGCAAAGCUUAUCACAUUUUUAAUUUUUAAUGCUUAUAUUUUUUACCUGUUUUAAGAAUUUUUAACCGUUUUGCAUGUUAUUUGCCAUUGUUGAUUUUAAACAAAUUAUUUAAUCGUGCUCAAAUACCAAAAUAUAUUGUUUU